This is a messenger RNA of Trichomonas vaginalis G3, 1407 nucleotides long. RefSeq names its product PAS domain domain-containing protein. The record is from RefSeq and is a predicted model, not a curated record. Bases 1 to 1407 code for a protein of 468 amino acids. The transcript has a single exon. NCBI's taxonomy places the organism in Eukaryota, Parabasalia, Trichomonadida, Trichomonadidae.
AUGAUGGACGCUUUAUUAACAGAUUCUUAUGAUUAUACAGCAAAGAAAGUAACAACCUCUCAGAAUACACUUAUUAUUAUAUGUGUUGUCUGUUAUCUUUUAAUGUUUAUUAUUUAUUUCGGAUUUUCAAAUCCUGUAAGACACGAACUUAUCUCAGCUGUUGCCUCCGUUAAGUUACCACUGAAGUUCAUUGAUCCAAUCGACCUCUCUGACCAAGCAAAACUGAUGCAAUAUUUACAAGGCGAAUGCGACUACGGAUCCUCUAAAUUUACAGACCAACAGACUGGUGCUCCAUCAGGCGCCACUUUCUUGAACGCUAUGACCGUUCCUUUCGCUGUUUUCGAGUCAGAUUUGAGUCUUCUUUUCGCAAACAACGCUUUUUACAGUCUUUUAAGCACAAGUCGCGAAGCCACUGUUGGUUUACCACUAGACGAGAUCUUUUCCCAUGUUUUACCAUUCAAAGAAAACGAAGAUCAUCCAUUCAACGCACUUUUAGAGGCCAUUCAGCAGUUAAGUCGCGGUGUUGCAGCCCAGAACUUCUGCGAAAUCGUCACAGCGAUGGAAGUCCGCGAAAGAUCGAAUACUCCAGUGAUGAUCAGGUUAAUUGGCGUUUGUGAUGAAAAGAAAGGCGCCGUUCAUGACGAAGACAAAGAUUUCAUUGAAGGAAAGAAUAUAAAGGCAACACAAUACAUUGUCCACAUAAUGAAUUUGACGAAAAAGAAAGAACUCGAAGACAAACUCAAAAACGAAUCCGAUUUAACCCAGAAAUUACUUGAAUACGCUGUAACUAAACAAGUAAUUCGAUCAUUGACGGAACAGGACCAAAUGGUUGCAAAGAUUUACGAGAAGAAACCAUUGUUGGCAUUUAAUGUCAAAGCUGCUUCUGAAGAUGAAGGAAGUGAUGAAAUUUUGUAUGGUUGUCAACUGUUUUUGAGAACGUUUAAAGACAUUGUUACGUCAUUUAGUUCGAUUGCUUAUUUGUGUAAUGAUGCUCCAACGUGGUAUUUCAUUGGAGGACUCGGACAAAAUGAAAAUGACGUGAAAAUUGGUGAAGAAGAAUUGAUUCAAUUCGCUUUGUCAAUUUUGGAAGUUUUCGGACAAAGUAUUUCUAAUAACGCGGCAACUUUGAGUGCUAUUAUUCACUUCGGUGAUUUCGGAGUAAUUCCUCUGAAGAUGGACUUCCCAAGAGUCGAAUUGUCUGUAAAAGAUUUCUUGAGAGUUUCCAAUCUUUCUGAUAAAGGUUUCAGAGGAAAACUGUUUUUGACUGAAGAAGCUCUGGAAGAAGCAAAGGGAGUCAAAGGUUUGGUAUCUCAUAAGAACCCAGAACAGAUCUGCGGUGAGAACGUGUACAUUGUUGAUAAAUUGAAUGAAAUGUCAAUGAAUUUGGAUGAAUUCACCAUCAAAUAA